AUGGGCAUUUUGGGAAUAAUAGAGCCGGAUCAAUAUUUGGCCCGAUUUUCGAAAGAGAGCAAGCGCGAUGAAAGCCUUCCCUACAUCAUGCACAAGCCAGAUCGACUCUUGAUCCAUCUUCUCAUCGCUGUUUAUGCUCUUGCUUCGGCCGGAGCGGUGACAGUAGGAUUGGAUCUCUACAGAAAGAGUGGCCUUACAUUCGUCAAUCCAAAAGUCAACGGAUCCAAAGUCUACGAUACCGAGGAAGUUUCCGAGAUGCUGGAUUACUGCUGGUCGCAUUUUAAUCAUAUGGACGAAACUAGCGAGAUCCAUCAGUUGUGGCAUUUUCGGUUGUUCCCGUACAUGUUGGUCGUCGUAACGAUAAUGGUCUCAAUCUCUCAGAUCAGCUGGAGAGCAACAAACUUCGACGAAGCCAUCCACGCAUUGGACUACAUCAUCGACGGCUUGGAAGAAUCCAUCAAAGAUGUCGUUCAUCAAAUGCAAGACGCGGUGAAAAACUCUCAAAAGUCAGCAACUGAAAUCGAUGGCUGCAUUUCCCCGACGACAGAAAUUUCCAGCGAUGAGAAUUCAGGGGCUUUUCUCGUCAAAUCCACGUCGAAAGACACCUUCGAUUCUCAGUCUUCAAGGCCCUUCAAAGAAGACAAGCAAACUUACGGCUCGUUCAAAGGGAAACGAAACAGUGAAAGUAAUUAUGUCACCUUUGACAAAGCCUACAGACAAGCAGCUGAAGAUAACGACUGGAAGUUCUCGAAUUUCAACAAAAUUCUCCGAAAAUAUCACGGCCGAAGUCGUUUCCGAACAAAAUUCGCGCUUCUCCGAGGACUAACUUUCCUCCUUGUUUUCUUCGCCAAUUUCUUCAUUUACUACCAGCUAAUUGCGCCAGCUAGAAAUCCUUCGACAAUCUUUUGCCCGAUUCCGUCCGAAUUUUAUGAUAUCCAUGGAGUAGAGCGGGAAAAUUUUGAAUUUUCGAAUACAGAGACUCGAGUAUUGCUUGCUCUCGUGACCUUUUCCGUGAGCACAGCAGUUUUGGCUGGAGGAAUCGUCAUGUGGAUGAUGACACCUGCCUGGGAUAAUGGAGGAAUCAAGCUUGUUGAGGUUCUGCCAGUCGUUACUGACGAAAAGAUCAAAAGAAUGCGACGCGGCCGAUGGAACGAUCUCAUUUACCUCCUCUCCCUCGUCCAUGUAAAUCGUUUCCGAUCCCUUCAACUUCGCCUGGCUUUCUACGUCCUCGCAGUUUCUGAGCAGCUUCCCCUAAAAGCUGAUGAUGACGAAGUUCUCUUUUCAGAACUCGAGUUGAGGAAGAAAAACUUCAUCAAAGUUCUCAUGGAACUGAUGAACUGGCCGUCGGAAAAAGACGAUGAAAUUAGCGAAAAAAUGUCUGCACUCGCAAAUAAUUUAAACUGA
Oikopleura dioica is the source of this 1404-nucleotide messenger RNA. The record is from the annotation of a GenBank genome assembly. NCBI's taxonomy places the organism in Eukaryota, Metazoa, Chordata, Appendicularia, Copelata, Oikopleuridae.